Messenger RNA from Lymnaea stagnalis (great pond snail), 2119 nucleotides. The record is from the annotation of a GenBank genome assembly. NCBI's taxonomy places the organism in Eukaryota, Metazoa, Mollusca, Gastropoda, Lymnaeidae.
GAGAGCUUCAGUCUCAAAGAUCAAUUGUUAAGGAAUUACUAGCUACCAAACGAGUGCAUAUUUCUAAUUGUUCAUGCAAAAUGUUGAAUUCACUUGUAUAUAAAUAAUAUAAUUAAAUAUUAUCUAUUUUUCUAAGCGAUUUCCUGUAAACACAGCUUGUCUUCCUGAACUGUUGAUCAAACAAGGUUGGGAAGGAUGGGUUACAAUGUUUCUUUUGUCCACCCUGCAGCUGAGUUUCAUUUAUUAUGUGGUUAUGGUGGUGUUUGUUUUCUUCUAUUUUCAAAGCUCACCAUUAACAACACUAGAGAUCUAAAACUCAUAGGCCUAGACUGCAUGCAGACACAAGUAGUGUGGAAUAAGCUCACCAUUAGCAACACCAGAGAUCUAAAACUCAUAGGCCUAGACUGCAUGCAGACACAAGUAGUGUGGAAUAAGCUCACCAUUAACAACACCAGAGAUCUAAAACUCAUAGACAUAGACUGCAUGCAGACACAAGAAGUGUGGGAUAAGCUCACCAUUAACAACACCAGAGAUCUAAAACUCAUAGGCCUAGACUGCAUGCAGACACAAGUAGUGUGGAAUAGGCUCACCAUUAACAACACCAGAGAUGAAAAACUCAUAGACAUAGACUGCAUGCAGACACAAGUAGUGUGGAAUAAGCUCACCAUUAACAACACCAGAGAUGAAAAACUCAUAGACAUAGGCUGCAUGCAGACACAAGUAGUGCGGAAUAGGCUCACUAUUAACAACACCGGAGAUUAAAACUCAUAGACAUAUACUGCAUGCAGGCAUAAGUAGUGUGGAAUAGGCUCACCAUUAACAACACCAGAGAUCUAAAACUCAUAGGCCUGGACUGCAUGCAGACACAAGAAGUAUGGAAUAGGUUCAUGGAAAUAUUUUCAGUGCUUAAAAAUAGCCUCCAGCGAGAGAUUGCCAUACAGAAACCAUAUUUAUUUUCAUAUAUAUUAAUUUAUUUUUCAAUUGAUUUAAAAACCCAGUUCAUAAAAAGAGAAUCUAGAACUUAGAGUUACAGACUAAAACACUGUUAGCCAUCAAUAUGUUACAGCUAUUUCAUUACAGUAUGUUUGGAAUGACAAAUUCUUUGAAGACAUUUAUUGUUCAUUUUUAAAGCUGCACUGUUAUAAUCACUGACAACCAAAACUUGGGCAUGGGGUGGGCAUUUUUUGUACAUGAUUCAAGACACCACAUUAUUUCAAACACUAACAUAUAGGAAGCCCAAUAAUAUUUAUCAAAAAAAUUUAGACAGAAUGUAAACAAUGUUGAUUGUGACAUUAUGAGGAGGUGAAUAAUGUUCAGUAUAUACCUACUUUAUAUCCCUUACUUUUCUAAUUCUCUUCUUCCCAAAUAAGCUUAAACUUGAAAAGAAGAUCUUUUACUUUGGCAAUUGUUAUGUUUUUUUUUUCUUUUUUGUAACUAUUUGGCUUCCAAAACACACCAAUCAUUGGGCCUCAAUCUUUUAUUAGUUAAUACAAUAAUUUUUUAUUCUUUAGUCUCAUUUUCAAUGGUUAUUUAAAACACUUGAUAUGAAAUGAAAAAGGUAUGUGUAAUAUAUUUCGUAUGUGGACAGGGAGAAAAAGAUCACAUGUAAAUAAUGUUUUUUUUUUUUUUUUUAAGUUCAUAUCCGGCUGAAGUGUGAUCUAACAAUUUUUUUGUGUAGUGAUAAAUGAAUUCUGAGAUUGUCAUUUACAUCAUUUAACAAAAAAAAUAUGAAAUGAAAAAGGUAUGUGUAAUAUAUUUCGUAUGUGGACAGGGAGAAAAAGAUCACAUGUAAAUAAUGUUUUUUUUUUUUUUUUAAAGUUCAUAUCCGGCUGAAGUGUGAUCUAACAAUUUUUUUGUGUAGUGAGAAAUGAAUUCUGAGAUUGUCAUGUACAUCAUUUAACAAAACAAACACAAUUCUAAGGCCCAACAUUUUGUUAUGAUCAAAAGUAUUUUUAUAUAAGUGAAUUGUGUAACCCAACAACUGUGCUGUGAUGUGGAAAUGAGAUCAACUAUUUGUAUUAUUGUCAUGUCUUUCAAGUCAAAGUGUGGGAAAAUAUAGUGUUGAAGAAUGUUCAAUAAUAAAGUUUUUAAAUAAUAUAUCAUGUUUUGUGUACUUUUG